Molecule: messenger RNA, 1020 nt
Organism: Penicillium vulpinum
Lineage: Eukaryota; Fungi; Ascomycota; Eurotiomycetes; Eurotiales; Aspergillaceae
Product: acylglycerol lipase
Exons: 4
Coding region: 1-1020 (339 amino acids)
Cellular component (GO): membrane
Molecular function (GO): lipase activity
Source: RefSeq, a predicted model, not a curated record
AUGAACACAGAAGAAAGUGUACACAUUCUCCCAGACGGCCUUGAGGUGUAUACCAAGACAUGGAAGACCAGCGAGCCCCCAGUUGCCGUUGUAGCCUUUAUCCAUGGCUUCAGUGACCACUGCAAUGCCUAUAACGAUCUGUUUCCAACACUGGCAUCGGCAGGUAUUGAAGUCAGGUCUUUUGAUCAGCGAGGAUGGGGCCGCAGCGUCAAGAGUACCAGCGACCGCGGCGAUACAGGCCCAACAUCUCAAGUCCUCUCAGACAUCCACUCCUUCCUACAAAGCCUACCCUCCCGUCCUGAUGUACCCCUAUUCCUAAUGGGUCACAGCAUGGGCGGCGGCCAAGUUCUCAACUACAUUUUCCACCCAGAGUCACCCUACAACGGAGACAAUUCCAACCGGCCCAAAUUCGCUGGUGUGCUUUUGUACUCCCCUCUAGUCGCUAUAGAUCCAUCCUCCCGCCCCUCAAAGCUGUUAAUCGCAGCGGGGCGACUUGUCGCAAAGCUGAUCCCCCAUAAGCAGCGGUUCUCCCCGCUUGAUCCAGAUUUGCUGUCUCGUAACAAGGAGACAGUCAAAGAGUGCGUAGCUGAUGAGCUGUGCCAUGACACGGCGACAUUUGGGGGGCUGGCAGGCAUGCUGGAUCGGGGUAUAUGGUUGGAGAAGAUGUUUACGGCUGGGAAUGGAGGUUGGGUGAAGACUGAGCUGCCAAUUUGGUUUGCGCAUGGGGAUGCAGAUCUCAUUACUAAUUAUUCUGCGACGAAAACCCUUGCUGAUGGGUUGACGAAGAAGGGUGGCGAUGUAAAGUUUUGUACUUAUGAGGGGGCUUAUCAUAAGUUGCAUGCUGAGUUGCCUGAGACGACGGAGAAGUUCUUUGCAGAUGUGAAGGCAUUUAUUUUGGGUAAAGUGCCCAAGACGGAAGAGGUGGUUGUUCAAGAUGAGGCAGAGGGUGUUCAGGACGAAGGUGGCAUAGCCACUACCGCUCAUGAGGAUGCGGAAACCGAGGGUAAAGCAAAGCUGUGA